AUGGAAAAGAACCCUCAGCGCAGCGAGCCGCGACGGCAGAGAGAUGAUAGCGAACUGGAACGGUUGCUAGGGGGGUUCACGCAGGCGAAUAACCAGCCGGACAAACCACAAUCAAGACCGUAUGUGCCCUUGGCAAGGGAAUCCAUAGGAGGUUUCAAAUGCUUCAGAUGUGGGGAGCCAGGACAUAGAGGAAGUGACUGCCCCACCGUACAGCAGUUUGUACCCGUGUCACGUUUGAAGGAUGUUGGCCAAAAUGCACCACUCCAAGAAGGGCGCAACGACGGGCUAUCGGGCGUCAAGGAACGAAAUUCAACGGCUUCGGUAGAGGCCUCGAGCAUUGUAUCCGCCACUGAUCAUUACGAUGCAGAGAAGCGAGCUGCAGCUGAAGCAUGGCGGCGACGCUCUGCGCGUUUCACCCAGAAAGAGGAAGAGCCGGCAUAUGAGAAGGAUCGUCGUAAGAAGGGAAUGCGGAUCGCGCGAUCAUCGGCCCAGGAGGACGAAAUGGACGAAGGCAUGGCUAGGGCAGAACGCAAACGACGAAGGAAAGAGGAGAAGAGGAGAGCUCAGUUGACAAAGACCGAGCCAACUCCAAUCCAGCUUCCAGAGUACAUCAGCGUGACGAAUCUUGCCUCCGCACUGAAGAUUCGAGUGGAAGACUUCGUCCAUAAACUCGAAGAACUCGGGUUCGAGGACAUCCAAAAUGAUCACAUUCUCAACGCGGAGAACUCGGCUCUGGUGGCUAUGGAAUACAACUUUGAGCCCAUAAUACAAACCGCGGAAGAGGACAUCGACUUGCAUCCUGCUCCUUUACCUGAGGACGUUUCCAUACUACCGGCUAGACCUCCGGUCGUUACUAUCAUGGGUCAUGUUGAUCACGGCAAGACUACUAUCCUGGACUUCUUGCGAAACUCGAGUGUAGCCGCAUCUGAAUUCGGUGGCAUCACCCAGCACAUCGGCGCUUUCAGCGUACCUCUGGAAUCUGGAAAGACCAUCACGUUCUUAGACACGCCUGGUCACGCCGCCUUCCUAUCUAUGCGACAGCGCGGAGCAAAUGUAACUGAUAUUGUCAUCCUCGUCGUCGCCGCCGACGACUCCGUCAAGCCCCAGACCAUCGAAGCGAUCAAGCACGCCCAAUCCGCCAACGUCCCCAUCAUCGUCGCCAUCAACAAAAUCGACAAAGAAGAAGCGAACCCAGACCGCGUGAAGCAAGACCUCGCCCGCCACGGCGUCGACGUCGAAGACUUCGGCGGCGAAACCCAGGUCGUCUGCGUCAGCGGCAAGACAGGCACAGGCAUGCCCGAGCUCGAAGAAUCCAUCGUCACCCUCUCCGAGAUCCUCGACCACCGCGCCGACCCCGAAGGCCCCGUGGAGGGCUGGGUCCUCGAAGGCACAACCCGCAAGUCCGGCCGCGUCGCCACCCUCCUCAUCCGCCGCGGCACACUCCAUGUUGGCGACAUCCUCGUCGCCGGCACGACCUGGGCGCGCGUCCGCACGCUCAGGAACGAAGCCGGCGCGCACAUCGACGCCGUCAGCCCCGGCAUGCCCGUCGAAGUCGACGGCUGGCGCGAGCAGCCCCUCGCCGGCGACGAGGUCCUCCAGGCCCCUGACGAGCAGAAAGCGUCCGCUGUCUCUGAGUUCCGCGCAGAUGCUGAGGAGCGCAUCCGCCUCGCGAAGGACAUGGAAGCUAUCAACGAAGCCCGCCGAUUUGAGACCGAGCGCGUAGAGAAAGAGAAGGCUGCCGCCGCCGCUGCCGCCGAAGCCACAGGCGAGGCCGACCCGGCCGCUGUGGAGGAGGUGGUCGCGAAAGCCUCCGGGCCCGAAAUCAUCCCCUUCAUCGUCAAAGCCGACGUCUCGGGCUCCGUCGAGGCCGUCACCGACUCCAUCGCGCCUCUCGGCAACGCGGAGGUCGCUUGCUCGAUCCUGCGCUCGGGCGUGGGCCCACCGUCCGAGUUCGACGUGCAGCAUGCUGCGGCUGCGAAGGGGCACAUCAUCAACUUCAACACGGCGAUCCCGCCGCAGAUUGCGGCGCUGGCGGAGGAGAAGGGGGUGAAAAUUCUAGACUCGAAUAUUAUUUAUCGGCUGUCUGAGGACGUGCGGGCGCUGUUGAGCGAGCGGCUGCCGCCGAGCGUGGUCAAGCGCGUGACGGGGGAGGCGGAGGUGGCGCAGAUGUUUAGCAUUACGCUCGCGGGGCGGAAGAAGAUGGUUAUUGCCGGGAGUAAGGUGCGGAAUGGGGUCAUUAAGAAGGGGGCGCUUGUGAGGGUGGUUAGGGGGGAGGAGAAUGUGUAUGAAGGUACGCUGUCGUCGCUGAAGAACGUCAAGAAGGAUGUGCUCGAGAUGCCGAAGAAUAGCGAGUGCGGCAUUGGGUUUGAGGACUGGGAGGGGUUCGAGGUCGGGGAUAAGGUGCAGUGCUAUGAGGAGACGAGGGAGAAGAGGUACUUGUAA
Mytilinidion resinicola is the source of this 2442-nucleotide messenger RNA. Its product is annotated as initiation factor 2. The transcript has 2 exons. Gene Ontology annotation, biological process: translational initiation. Gene Ontology annotation, molecular function: zinc ion binding; translation initiation factor activity; GTP binding. NCBI's taxonomy places the organism in Eukaryota, Fungi, Ascomycota, Dothideomycetes, Mytilinidiales, Mytilinidiaceae. The record is from RefSeq and is a predicted model, not a curated record. Bases 1 to 2442 code for a protein of 813 amino acids.